CUUAAAUAAUAUGGAAGAUUCUUUAGAUGUAGCAAAAACUGAUGAUUCUUUAAAUAUUGCCGCUAAAGACUGGAAUCGAACUAUUGAAAUUGCUAAAAAGCAUGGUUACAGAGAGGGAGUAGCAAGUGGAGCAGAUUCUGUUUUUCAAGAAGGUUUUGAUAUAGGAUAUAAAGAAGCUUUCCAAACAGCUUUCAUUUUAGGGAAGUUUAAAAGUAUAUUAAACUUUAAUCCACAAGAUGUUAAACUUCCUGAUCACAUAAAAGAAAUUCUUGAUAAAACUAGAAGAGGUGCAUGUUACAUAUGUAUGGAAGAAUCUGAAGGUAGAAAUGAUAUGCAAAAAUCACUGUCACAGAUUAUUAAUGAACAAAGAACAUAUUCUUUAAAUAUUAUACAAACCCUUUAUGAAUACUUUCAACCAUAUGUGAAAGAAUUAAAUAUUAAUGAGUUAGAUGUACUCAAAAUGCAUAAUCAGGUUCAAGAACCUUCUGAAGAUGAGUAAUUUCCUAACUAAAAUGUAAUCUUUUGUAUUUUUUUUUUUAUUAGUAUACAUAAUAUUCGUAUGUUGAGAUUGUAAAUAAAGAAUUAUAGAAUUUUAUAGAUAUAA
Osmia bicornis bicornis is the source of this 604-nucleotide messenger RNA. RefSeq lists its product as uncharacterized. Bases 11 to 499 code for a protein of 162 amino acids. Lineage: Eukaryota; Metazoa; Arthropoda; Insecta; Hymenoptera; Megachilidae. The transcript has 2 exons. The record is from RefSeq and is a predicted model, not a curated record.